Trichoplax adhaerens is the source of this 1725-nucleotide messenger RNA. RefSeq lists its product as uncharacterized. Gene Ontology annotation, molecular function: calcium ion binding; protein binding. The record is from RefSeq and is a predicted model, not a curated record. Bases 1 to 1725 code for a protein of 574 amino acids. The transcript is spliced from 14 exons. NCBI's taxonomy places the organism in Eukaryota, Metazoa, Placozoa, Uniplacotomia, Trichoplacea, Trichoplacidae.
AUGAAAAAAGGCAAUAGCAAUCGGUCAUAUAUUUAUGGAUUCGAUAAGGUUGUGAAAACUAAGAAUGACGUGCAAAAAAAGAAUACUGAGCUAAUUGGUUACCAACCGACAAAGCCAUUUUCACGUAUAGCACCCAAAACGGAAAUUCUUAUAGACAGUAAAACGUUAAAUGAUAUUCACGGUCGAAAUGACGAGACUACCUAUGACACGAAGAUACGUAAUAACAUUAACUCAAUCUUAGUAAAACCCGUCGAGAAAAUUAAUGGUAAUCAUCAAGAUGAAAUAACACCUCAAAGCCCUAAAAAUGAAUCAGUAGAAGAACCAGAGUCAAAUCCUUUAAAUGAGAGUCAAAAAUCAGUUAAAUGGGCUUGGUCAUCAGGAAAUGAUAAGAAAGAAAAUGAUAAUCAAGAAAGCUCCGCAACUGAUCACUUAACGUCAGUUCUUGGCAAUAUGAAAGUUGAAAUUGAAGAUGUUGGUGAUAAAUAUGACGAUUCCGAUGAUAGUGACGAUUGGGAUACCGACUUAGAAGAGGAUUUUAAGAGAGUUAUUCCAGUUUCUUACCUUCUACGUCAUUUUCAUGAAUCUGCCAUUAUCAUGAAACAUCAUGGACUGGGGCCCAAAGGGGCUAUUCCGCUGGCUUAUGCACUCCUUAACAACACCAAAGUUGAGAGAUUAAUUGUAGCGGAUAAUUACAUCAAAGAAGAUGGCGCACAAGCAAUAGCUGAAAUGUUGCAGGAAAAUAUGUAUAUACGUGAAUUAAAUAUUUCCGAUAACUUUAUCGGUUCAGAAGGGGCAAAUGCUUUUGCAAAGAUGUUAUUUUCAAACACAACGCUACGAACUUUAAUCAUUAAAGGAAAUCAUAUUACUGAUCAAAAUGCUGCAACAUUUGCUGGAGCACUGAAAGCCAAUACAACCUUAUCGUAUUUGGACUUGAGCCACAAUGAAUUUGGAGAGUUAGGAGCAAUCAGUUUAGCUAACGGAAUCGCAGAAAAUGGAAAUCUUGAUGUUAUGGAUCUUAGUUGGAAUUCCAUUCGUGGCCGUGGUGGAGUGGCUUUAGCCAAAUCUUUAAGGUUAAAUACAACGCUAGUUUCCUUAAAUCUAGCUUGGAACGGUAUCUCAGAUGUAGGAGCUUUUGCUUUGGCGAAAUUUUUAAGAAAGAAUACUACUCUUCAAAGAUUAGAUAUUAGUAAUAAUCGUAUAGGAGAAAUUGGAGCUAUCAAACUAGGAAAAUGUUUAGGAGUUAAUAACGCAUUAACACAUUUCAAGAUUAGCACUAAUCCAGUCGGUAAUAAAGGUGUUGAAGCUAUUUUAAAUGGUGCCAAGAAUAAUGAUUUACUGAAAGUUUUAGGCUUAGAAGAAAUUACUGUAUCAAGAAAAAUGCAUGAUGAAAUUGAAGAGUUAAUGGAAGUUCGAAAUAUUAAAAUAUUUCACGGUGGAAAAGGCGGAUACCAGAAGCCUAUAAAAUCGAUAACACCAAUGGAAUUAUUGGAUGACUUCAUAAAGCUUAAUCGAUGGCGCUUGAUAGACAUAUUUAUAAGGUUCGAUAAAGAUAAAAGUGGAGACAUAUCGAAAGAUGAGUUAAAAUGUGGCUUGAAAGAGACCGGAUUAGAAAUGAGCUCGAAACAACUAGAUUUACUAAUCGAUUACCUCGAUACCAAUAAGGACAACAAAAUUCAAUAUAGGCAAGUUGAAGAUCAAUAUUUAAAUUUUGGAUUUUGUUGUUAA